UCGCCAAUUACUGAAAAGGAUAUUUUAGUCCUUUUUUAGAGGCUAAAACAAACAAUAAAUAUUUGACAAUUGUAAAUACAGUAAUAUUGUUUUAGAUCAUUAGCAACUAUUUCAGAUAUACGUUAAAAUGUUUCUCUUAUGAAAUUUAUAUAAUAUUGGUCCAUCGCGCUGGAACUACAUAUUAAAUCCGUGACGUGGAAAAAUCGAUUAUUUAUCAACAGACUUUUUUAAAUAGUUGGAUUUCCAAACAAAAUUCCAAAUUCUAAGGGGCUAUAAUGCAUUCGGUGGGCAUUCAUUCCGCAAUGGCAAUCAAGCGGCAACGCAAACGGCGCGACGAACAGAAGAGAGCAAGGGAAAGACGAUACAGUACACAAAGCUCUGAAAGCGGAGAUACUUUUCACUCUCCAACUGGAUCCGUCAGGCGUAAAUAUCACCACUCUCAUGCGGCUCAGCCCCGACCUAGAAUGAUAGACAGCCAGGUGGUAACUAGUAUCGGAAUGCUUCAUAUUGGCAUUGUUUUCAUCGUUUUCGGAGUUUUCCUUUGCGGAGCUGGUAUAAUUCCAGAUGAAACUAUGUCCUGGAACGUUUUUAGUUCAAGUGCUGUGUGGUGGAAUGAAGUAACAUGCACAGGCCUUUUUUCUCUUGGAUUGGGACUUUUUUUAUUAAUUUUAAACUGUCUUAUAAGCAGAAAAGAGGAAGAAGACCUUGAGGAUUACGUUCAACGUCAGCUUACUCGAUCUCGAUCUGGUCAUCGUCUUGAAAGAGAUGUUGAAACGGGUGUAUUAACUACGCGUCACGCUCGAAAGGCAGUUGCCUUACAAAAAAACUUACGAAGUAAUUCACCCACAGAUGUUUCUGUUGUCGAUUGCUGCUCCACUGAAUCUAUUAAUAGUGCCCCAUUAGUUGGAAGAGCUGGUUUGAAUAGUUCAGGAGACGCGCUACUCGAAAAAAUUGUGGAGGAAGAAACUCCAUACUUAAAUGACCGAAGCGCGGGAAUUUCUCCAAUAGAUAUAGAAAAUGAUACUAAGCUCCUGUUGAGAAGAGAGUCUAUAAAAGAUGGAAUUGACAUAACUCGCAUGUAACAUGUUACAUUACAAUCACAGAUUUACAUAUUUUAAUAAACAAAAAUUGUAUGGUAAAAUUUAAAAUUUAAUUAAAAUAAAGCCUUUAAAUUAAUUAUUUAAAUUAAAAAAAAAAUGCCUAAAUGAAAAUUUGUAUAACCAUUUCUAGUCAUUAAUGAAGCUACUUAUUCAAAUUAUAUAACAUUUUACUAUUAAUAAUAAAAUAAGCAAAUAUUCAGCCAAAUUUGUUAAACCAAAGUAUAUUUAUAAUUUUAAGUUAAAACAACAUUAAAUCUGACAGUAUUUUUUUUUUGUGAUUCUAUAUUUAUCAAAGCUUGCAAAAAAAUCGGUUCUACUUGUGCAUGUGGUCAGGACUGUCUCGCAAAACUAAUAAAAACGGUGAUCUGUUUUCUUUCUCUUUGUUUAACGAGUUCAAAACAAAAAUGCACACAUGUCUAACAUUUUAGGGUAUGCGUAGCAACCCUAUGCGUAUUAUGUAUGGUAUGCGUAUUUCAUUUUUUGUUAAAGUAAAAGUUUGAAUGACGAAUAAAAUAGUGUAAUUUAUUUUAAAUAAAACUUUUUUAGCAGCAGUUCUUAAAAAAAUGGAAA
Molecule: messenger RNA, 1670 nt
Organism: Drosophila bipectinata
Lineage: Eukaryota; Metazoa; Arthropoda; Insecta; Diptera; Drosophilidae
Product: serine/threonine-protein kinase haspin homolog
Biological process (GO): mitotic cell cycle; intracellular signal transduction; protein phosphorylation
Cellular component (GO): nucleus; cytoplasm
Molecular function (GO): ATP binding; histone H3T3 kinase activity
Source: RefSeq, a predicted model, not a curated record